GUUGCUGCUGUAUAUGUAAAUGUUGGCUAUUGAAGCGCGAGAUACAGUAGUGGAUUGUGCAAUUAAAGUGAAAACCGCAUGCAUCCAAGGUACGGUGUGCGCGGAUAAUCUACAGAAGGUCACACGAUAUUAUAGAAUGUUUACAGGAACAAUCUAAAUGAUACCAAUCUGAAAUUGUUGGUCGACCGGUGUUUAGAUACGAAAGCUAUAGCAGAAUCAUUGAAUUGCCAAGAUUGAAUUAGGUGGGUUCUGGCUCAUAUCCGCGUUUUUCUUUUUACGGUAAUAUUUUAUAGCACCUCCCUGAGUUAAUACUAGCUCUUGUAGGGAUUAGUGGAACUUCUGAGUAACUAUUCAUGCGGUUAUUAUUAUUGUAUGUUGAAGACUUAACUGGCUGAUGGCAACCCCGAACCAAUACAAAAAGCAGCGGCUGCUGUACGAUUUAGCUAUGGAGUCGUCACACCCCCCGGAGGAUCCUCUCAAAUACCGUGAGCGAAUGGAAUAUCAAAAACUAGAAGGGGAGGCAGAUGAAAACAGUGAACCGACCCCAGAAGCGUCGGCGGUAUUUGCGCUAACGAUGGUGUCAAACAGUCAAGUCCAGCCAAAUGAUGUGGAAAUUAACAGUGAGAAGGAUCACGGGCCUUUGCUGGAUGAGAAAGAGGCAGAAUCAAAUUUAGAUGAUCCAAGCAGUGAAAAACAUGUGAAGAUCGCCCCCGAGGAAGGGGCAGGAGCUACAGCUGAUGCAUCAGCUGAUGAAAUAGAAACUGUAGUUGAAAUGAGAAAGAAGACACAGACUAGAGAAAAAGGAAAGGACAUUUUCUUCCGUGAUGGGAAGAGGAAAAUCGACUACGUAUUGGCCUACAAGCUGAAAGGUGAUGAAGAGUACGAUGCUAAGCGAGGACGUAAACGUAAGCAGUUCGAACUGAACUUGAAGGAAGAAGGGUUGGAGUUGGAAUAUGAAGAUGCUGGUGAACGCGCGACACCAACGAACCCUGAUGAUCCGGAAUCAGCUGAUGGAAAGACGUUUUUUGUUAAAAUUCAUGCACCAUGGAAAGUGUUGUGUCGAAUGGCGGCAGAAAUUAAACUAAAGAAGCCGAUUCAGGAAAAUGAUUUACCACCACCAAGGGACCUGUUAGAUUGUAUUCCACAUCCAUUCAAUUACGACGCAGAUCUAAUAACAGAAGAGACAAAUUACUUCACUGCUGCUUUUGAUCCAAAUAGACUUGAGGAAUUCAUUAUUGAGGAUAGAGAGACGUUCUUCACAACUGCUGAAAGGAUUAGAAUGGUGUAUGAGAUCUUGGAGAGGACUCGAUAUGAUCCAGAUAAUAAGAACAAAUUUGGUGUUGACCAUUUGGUUGGUAAUGGAUCAUAUGCAGCAGCAUAUCCACUCCAUGAUGGUGACUACAAGAGCAAGCAUUCUAUCCUAUCGGGGGCUGAGAAUGACCGACAUCUGCUACAUGAGACUUGGGGAAGAUUUGGAAUGUGGUAUAAAUUUCAACCAUUGGAUCAAGUCAGGGCAUAUUUUGGUGAGAAGAUUGCUCUGUAUUUUGCAUGGCUUGGAUUCUACACAUACAUGCUUGUUCCAGCUUCAAUCCUAGGGAUUGUUGUCUUCAUCUAUGGCUGUGCCACUCUGGGAGGGGAUGAUGUCAGUGGGGAGAUCUGUGAUAGCAUUAAAUUGAUGUGCCCGUUGUGUAAUAACAAAUGCCCAUACUUUAACCUGUCAGACAGUUGUACAUAUGCUCAGUUGACCUAUGUAUUUGACAAUAAUUCAACCGUUUUCUAUGCGUGCUUCAUGGCUCUGUGGUCAACCAUGUUCUGCGAGAUGUGGAAACGGAAGCAGGCGGAGAUUGAUUACGACUGGGAUCUGUUUGGUUUUGAGGACCAAGAGGAGAACACUCGGCCAGAGUAUGAAGCAUCAGCUCCUGACAAGAGGGUCAACCCAAUUACUCAGCUGACUGAACCCUAUUUGGCAUUCUACAAAAAGUUUCCCCGUCUAGUGGCAUCUGUUUUAACCAUUUUAUUCAUGAUUUCCUUGGUAUUUGCCGCGGUUCUUGGCGUGAUCAUUUAUCGUAUUGCAGUACGAGCUGCCUUAGCGGCAGUAUCAGAUUCUUUGAUUGCCUCUCAGGCAUCCCUCAUUACCUCAUUGACGGCUUCCUGCAUCAGUGUUACCGUCAUCGUUUUACUUCAGUUUUUGUACGAGAAGAUUGCAACAUGGUUAACAGAUCUUGAAUUGCAUCGUACUGAAACAUCCUAUGAAGAUAGUUACACAUUUAAAAUGUAUCUAUUUGGAUUUGCAAAUUACUACUCAUCCAGUUUCUAUAUUGCAUUUUUAAAAGGAAGAUUACCUGGAGCACCAAACAAUCCUGGCACGUUGUUUGGAAUGAGACAAGAAGAAUGUGAUGCAGCUGGAUGUCUACAAGAGCUGUUUAUUAACGUUGCAGUGGUAAUGUGUGGAAAGCAAGUCUACAGCAAUGCCUUGGAAAUAUUUGUUCCCUUGAUUUUGAACUGGAUGCGUGGAAGAUCUGCUCGCAAACAGGAAGAGGAAGGCAACGUGUACGAACAAUGGGAAAAAGAUUUUGAUCUUGGAGAACUUGGUCCUCGUGGCCUCUUCAAAGAAUAUCUAGAAAUGGCAAUUCAGUUUGGUUGGAUCACGAUAUUUGUGGCUGCAUUCCCCCUUGCUCCAUUUUUUGCCCUUGUUAACAAUCUACUGGAAAUACGUCUGGACGCAUUUAAGUUUAUCUCGCAGUUGCGAAGACCGUAUGCUGCCCGUGCACAAGACAUUGGUGCAUGGUACAGUAUCCUACUUGCAGUUGGUAACUUCUCAGUCCUGUCAAAUGCUUGCAUCAUUGCAUUCACAUCUGAGUUUAUUCCUAGGGAAGUGUAUCGUUACAGGACAGAUCCUGGCUCUCUGAAGGGGUACAUCGACUUCUCUCUGUCAGAAUUUAACGUUUCUGAUUUCAAGGCCGAUCAGGCACCUGACGAUGAGGCUGAAGCUGCCAGUACUGACAAAUGCUUCUUCAAAGGUUUUUAUAUCAGGAAUGGAACUGAGAUUGAAGGAGAAUAUAAUUGUAAAGUUAAGACUGAUGGUAGUCCCUCCACCUACUGCUUCACACAAGACUACUGGGAGGUAUUCGCCAUGAGGCUUGUGUUUGUUUUAGUUUUUGAGCACGUUAUCUUUGCGUUCAAGCUGUUCCUUGAUUGGCUGAUACCAGACAUCCCAGGCUUCGUAAGCAACCAGAUCAAGAGAGAGAAUUUCCUUGCAAAAGAAGCGCUGCAUACAGCUGCCUUGGAGAAGGCAAAGAAAGUCCGACAAAGUCAGGCAAUUCCACAAGAGGUGUAAGAUAAAACUAGGACCUACACACUUGCACAUAUAUGAGCAAAUACACCCACAUACAAAAACGAAUACUCACAUAAACACACCAGCCACACCCACAUACACAUCCAAAUACACCCACACUUUCACAUAUGUGUACCAUAUUGGUGUUUCUAGUGAAAGGGGAUUGUUUUUUAUGGUUUGUACUGGUUGUGAUUUAGUAGAUGCGGGUGUGUUUCAAACACCUACUACUUUUAUAUAAGGCAUUAUUUCUUAGUACAGUAUCACAGGAAAAGAGUCUUUCAACUCGAACCUGACAAAAAAAACAACUUAUAUUUAUCGCACACAUUGGUUAAUUAUUUUGAAGGAAAAGUGACCAAAUUACAUUCUUUGAUGUUUCAAAAAUGUUUUAUUUUUAGAAAAUCAUAUAAAAACAGGUUCUAAUGUUGAAAUUGUUAAUGAAACAUUAACUUUUUAAAAUGAUAUCAGAAGAAUCAUGAUGUUUUUUGAGUGCUAAUGAAUGUGAUAUAUUGUGUAUAGAUAAAGUAUGCAUGUGGUUAGAAAUAGGAUUUAGUUGGUCAAAAGGUUUGCACAUAAUCAAAUGCAUGGAUCUCCUAUAAUAUAUAUUUUUAUUAAUAUUCAUAAUUAUUAUGAGAGGAAUAUUCGAAAUUAAAUGUGGUACAGUUUAUACCUUGGUAGUCCUAUUUAGAAUUAUAUAAAUAUAUUCUUUAUGUAAUUUAGCUUUAAGAUAGGUUUCCCACACAAAUUUGCACAUGGUAUUUGAUUCUUGUCUUUCUUUAAGCCUAGUAAUUGAAACAAUGUGUGUACAUUUUCUAUAAAUUUUGGAAUAUCUUUGUAUAAAUAAUGGUUUUCUAUAUUUGAUUGUGAUACAAUAUAUGUGAUUUUUCAUAAAUGAUAAUUUGAUGUAAUUUCAGGAUAGUUAGGCUGAAAGUUUCUGAAUCUUUUGUCAACGCAUGAUGCAAAAAUAAUAAGGGAUCAGGAACUGCAUGACGUCAUUGUAUUAGACAAGUAAUUUCAACACAGUCAUUGUAUUAGACAAGUAAUUUCAACACAGUAAAAAAGCCCAAAACCUGUUCUAAAUUUAUGUUGUAAAAAGGAUAGUAUGUGAAUAUAACCUUUGACAUGACUGUGUCUUAUGUUUUCUAACUACUGUACUGACUUUAUAAAACUAUAUGAUUCAGGUAAAUUCCUUAUCGUUCCUUAUGUUUUUUGCUGUGCAUGGAAAACAUUCAUGUUGAGAAUGGAAUGUUCACAUUAUUGUGUGUGAUAUGCGUUAUGAUAUUGUGUGGGAUACAGUUCAUGUUAUUGGGUAUGGGAUAUGGUUCACAUUAGUGUUUUGUAGAAAUAGAACAAAGGAAAGUAUUUCCACUGAACUAAUUGUUUGAUUUUUGUGUUUAUGGAUUGUGAUUAUUGUGUCAUGUAUUUGUUUUAUUGGCAUUAUAAUCUAUUUUUAUUUUUGUACUCCUACUAUACAUAGUUACUCCAUUUAUAAAUGUAUAUUCUUUCACCUUAGGUAUGCUACAUAAAACUUUUUUUUUUUUUUAUCAAAAAAUGAUAUAUUUUAUUGUAGUUUGAUUUGGAAUUACAAAUCACAUGGUACAUAUUCAUUUUUGAAAUAAAAUCUUUUAUUAACAAAAUUUAAUCUCUUAUAUAUUUUAUAUUAGUUUGUGUUGGGCUGUAAAAAUAUUUAGUAUAAAUGGUGGAUUACAAACUUAUCUUCCUUUUCCUUGGUAGCUAAUAUAUAUAUCUUGUAUUAUUAAUGUUUCAUUCUAUCUGUUACCUUGUAUGUAUUUCAUUAUAUUUUAAUUAGUUCUAAUCAGUUAGAUGAUUAUAGACAAGCAGGUCUACUUUUGAUUUGACCUAUCAAAUCAGUAAAUGCGUAAUCAGUAAAUAAACUGAUGUGCUGUAAAUACAGGGGCGGAUCCAGAAUUUUUCAAACGGGUGCACAAAACAUGUUCAGAAAAAUUUUAAAAUAUAGUGGCAAAACGGGGAGGGGCUACUGGUUCCGUGCCUGAAAUCACCUUGUAGAUGACUUUAAGAAACAUUCUGCAAGGUGGAAUGAUGUAGAUUUAAAUGGAGACCAGAUACAUACAAGUAGAUAAUAUGAAGUAGUGGGUAACUUUCUUUGGUCAACCAUGUUUCUACACUGAACUUUCUAAUAAAUUAUGCAUAAAAGGUA
Messenger RNA from Anneissia japonica, 5510 nucleotides. Its product is annotated as anoctamin-4-like. The record is from RefSeq and is a predicted model, not a curated record. Bases 395 to 3337 code for a protein of 980 amino acids. NCBI's taxonomy places the organism in Eukaryota, Metazoa, Echinodermata, Crinoidea, Comatulida, Comatulidae. Gene Ontology annotation, cellular component: plasma membrane. Gene Ontology annotation, molecular function: protein dimerization activity; chloride channel activity. The transcript has 30 exons. Gene Ontology annotation, biological process: chloride transmembrane transport.